Molecule: messenger RNA, 483 nt
Organism: Loa loa (African eye worm)
Lineage: Eukaryota; Metazoa; Nematoda; Chromadorea; Rhabditida; Onchocercidae
Exons: 6
Coding region: 1-483 (160 amino acids)
Biological process (GO): pyruvate biosynthetic process; D-serine biosynthetic process; L-serine metabolic process
Molecular function (GO): ATP binding; magnesium ion binding; serine racemase activity
Source: RefSeq, a predicted model, not a curated record
AUGGGGAGCGUAAAUGAUUUAAUCAGAUUACUCAUAAUAGUGGUAAUUUGGGCAGCUAAGAUUCACAGCAUCCCGUGUGUAGUUGUAACAUCGAACAGUGCUCCAGUGUCAAAACUUAAUACCGUGAAAGAUUAUAAAGCUAACAUUUGGUGGUCCGCGGACUACCGGAGAAACCAUUAUUAUGGAAACAAUCUUCGUGAUAGUGGCAAACGUAUUGAAAUGGUUGAUCCCUUUGAUGACUAUAGAGUGAUGGUUGGAGAGGGAAAACUUGCAAUAAAAAAUGUCCGAUUGGUUGACAGAACAAUAGCGAUAGAAUCCCUGGAAAGUUCCAAUUUAGAUACGUUAUUAGUAGCGGUCGGUGGCGGUCUGUAUUUCGAUAUAGUUGCGGCCGCUAAGAAAAUUAUUAAAGGUUUAUUUAUUCCUCAAGCGAUCAAACCUACAGGAGCAGUUUCCUUGGCUACAUUAUUCAAAUAUAAAGAUUAA